AUGGCAACGCACCGCUUCAACCCCACCUUCACAGACAAUGUCAUCAACGCGAUGGGCCCAAAGACCAGCCCGCGUCUGCGGAAGCUAAUGGCCGGGCUGAUCAGACACAUGCACGACUUUGCGCGCGAGGAAGAACUCACCGUCGACGAGUGGAUGGCCGGCGUGCAGAUGCUCAAUUGGGCCGGACAGAUGAGCGACGAUAAGCGGAAUGAGGGACAGUUGGUGUGCGAUGUGCUGGGACUUGAAUCCCUCGUCGACGAAAUCACCUACACCCUCGCAAAAGAAGCAAACGAUGCACCCACAGCAACCGCAAUCCUCGGCCCAUUCUUCCGCGCCGAUACACCCUGGCGCGAGAACGGCGAGGACAUCGUCAAGACGAAGCCAGCAGACGCGGAGAUGACCUUCAUGCACGGUGUCGUUGUAGACUUUGAGACUAAGCAGCCUCUGGUCGGCGCAACGGUCGAGGUGUGGCAGGCGUCCACGAAUGGGUUGUACGAGCAGCAGGACCCCGAGCAGGUUGAGUUCAACUUGCGCGGGAAGUUCAAAACGGAUGAGCAGGGCAGAUAUUCGUUCUAUUGUCUGCGUCCGACGCCGUAUCCCGUUCCGAAGGAUGGGCCGGCGGGGAAGCUACUUGAUCUGAUGGAUCGUCAUCCGUUCCGUCCUGCUCAUAUUCAUAUUAUUGCUACUUAUGAUAACUACCGUCCCUUGACGACACAGAUCUUCGAUCGCAAGGAUCCGUAUCUUGAGAAUGACUCGGUGUUUGCGGUUAAGGACUCGCUUAUUGUGGACUUUUUGCCGCGUGAGAAUGAUUCGAAGGCUGCCCUUGAGCUUAACUAUGAUAUCAAGUUGGUUCGGUUUGAGGCGGCUAAUGCUGAGCGAAUGGGAUAG
Messenger RNA from Penicillium bovifimosum, 888 nucleotides. Its product is annotated as intradiol ring-cleavage dioxygenase. Lineage: Eukaryota; Fungi; Ascomycota; Eurotiomycetes; Eurotiales; Aspergillaceae. The transcript is spliced from 3 exons. Gene Ontology annotation, biological process: catechol-containing compound metabolic process. Gene Ontology annotation, molecular function: ferric iron binding; catechol 1,2-dioxygenase activity. Bases 1 to 888 code for a protein of 295 amino acids. The record is from RefSeq and is a predicted model, not a curated record.